Paramisgurnus dabryanus is the source of this 650-nucleotide messenger RNA. RefSeq names its product cell division cycle 26 homolog (gene cdc26). The record is from RefSeq and is a predicted model, not a curated record. NCBI's taxonomy places the organism in Eukaryota, Metazoa, Chordata, Actinopteri, Cypriniformes, Cobitidae. Gene Ontology annotation, cellular component: anaphase-promoting complex. Gene Ontology annotation, biological process: regulation of mitotic cell cycle; protein K11-linked ubiquitination; anaphase-promoting complex-dependent catabolic process.
GAACGUGAAUUAUUCAAAGAUUUCAGCAGUUGUUGGCCAUUCUUCUUCUUUUUUAAUAAACCACCAUUUUCGUAGCUCUUGUUGUUUGUAAGCCGUUAAAAAAAACAAAAAAUGACAAAUUUGCGGGAUGCUAGACAGUUUAGCAUGUAGCCGCUAAACAGUAACAUUUGUGUCAGUGGUCGUUUCAUUGCUUUGCUAACGUCAGAGGGAGGCGGUUGAUUUAACGAUGCUGCGCAGGAAACCAACGCGGAUCGAGCUGAAGCUGGAUGACACGGAGGAGUUUGAAAGCGUUAAGAAAGAACUGGAGAGUCGAAAGAAACAGAGGGAUGAGGUGGAUGUAGUCGGUGUAGCAACAUCAAGCGAGAUGACUGGAGCACCAGGAGGAGCCUCGGAUGGGAAAACCAGAGAGCAGAUGAUCCAUGAACGCAUUGGAUACAAACCUCAUCCGAAGCCCAACACGUUACCGUCACUUUUUGGGAAUCUUCAGUUUUGACAAUCUGAAAAUCUAAAAAUGGACACUUGGAAAACAUUGUGCCCCCCAUUAUCAAAAAAGGAACGAAAUCACAGGAAUCUGUAUGUAGGUUUGUGACAACCACUUUCCAUAAAGGACUAUUUUUCUACCUAGUUAAUAAAGUUACACUAAAGUAAAA